CUACACCUACCACCAGGCGUGGUCAUGAUGUAAUGAGGGACUUCUCUUCUCCACUCUUCUUCAUCUUUUAAGCAUUUCCUAGUUCCCACAGUCUCAGAUCAACUCACAGAGACACGAUGAGCUCUAAACUCGGAGGAAGGAACGCAGUAGAGACCAAAAGCCUCAGUGAACUUCCUUAUAAAUCGCUGAAGGACCUAUCUGACCGACUGGACCAGCUUAGAGAUGGAAAGACGGCGUAUUGGCGUGAACUAGCCAAAGAGAUGGACUAUACCUCAAUCAUGAUAGAGAACUUUGGUCUGAGUGCUAACAAGCCUAAUGGUAGCCCGGGAUACUCGCUGCUACUUGACAUGAGUAACAGAGGCGUGACGUACGACCAAUUGAUAACAAUGUUAAAGAGAAUACACCUUUAUGAUGCAUUAGCAACACUAGGACAUAAAGAGGAUGUGCGUAUUGUAAAGCAACCUACCUCAACUCCCGUAAUGGUGGGACAGAGACUGGAGCUUACCUGUGAAGCUGAGGGCAUCCCUCGUCCUAAGUAUCUGUGGUUUAAAGGUCAGAAACCUCUCACUGAUCAAAGGGUCUCUAAACUAGUGAUAGAGAAUAUCACACUUGAACAUGGUGGAGUGUACACUUGCAGAGCUGAGAACGAAGCCAACUUUGUCUUUAGCCAAUGGGUAGAAGUACAGGUACAAAGCCCCAUCACAAAGAAAGGGCCAGUCCCCUCUGGAGCAAUGAAUCCAGAUACUCCAAAGAUUGUGGAACAUCCAGUAGCUCAAGUCCUUGAAGUUGGAAACAAGUUAUUCCUAACCUGUCAGGCCCAAGGUGUCGGCCCGUUGACGUACCAGUGGUUUCGUAACGGAGAGGCAUUGAUAUACGGGACUAAACAAGACCUGGUCAUCAAUGAAGUACAGAUGGCUGAUCAAGGAGUGUAUGUAUGCUGUGUGAAGACUAGUAAUGGAUCUAGUGCACUUACCAAAGGAGCUGAGAUUGUUGUCAAUAUGAAUGCUCCCUUUAUUCAUUCCCCACAAUAUCAUCAACCAACACCGCAACAGAUGCCUCCUCCUCCUCCUCAUCAAGCAGAUAUGCGAAGAGACGGAGGUCAUCGGGAUUUACCACACGGUCCACCAUUCCCUGGUCCUCCUGGUCCCUUUUCUCUCCAACCAGGACAAGGACAGCGUCUGUUACAGGAUCCAGUCCCUUACGAUCAUCAGAUCAUUAAUAACCCUCACAUAAUGGGUGGGGCCGUGUCUCCGAUGAUGUCGCCUAGUAACGGAAUACCUGAACGUAUUCCACACUCUUUUCCAAUGAGUAAUCCCGGACCUCCCACCUUACAUGGAGUAAGACCUGAUCACAGUGUACCUGGAGAAGGUCGUGGAGAUCCGUCCAUUAAUCCAGCCAGCUCUUUGGAGCCACAGGGACAGGGAAUGGACUGUGGGCCAAUGGGACAAGAUUAUAGCAUCAUUGAUAGACCCUGCUCAGAUAAGGUCGCAUUACUCAUUGGUAACAAGGACUACAGGGUCAAGACACUGAAGCUCAAUACGCCAGAGAACGACACUCAAGACUUGGCUGGGAUACUACGCAGUGCUGACUUUAAAGUCGUUAGUCUUGUCAACCUAACAAAGAAAGAAAUGGAAGACGCCGUGAAAUACUUUACUACACUAAUAGGACCUAACGUAUACGCUCUGUUCUUCUUUGCCGGUCACGGGUUUGAGCUCAAUAACAUGAAUUACAUGAUGGCCGUUGAUUGCACGAAAGAGAAGAAUCCUAAAUAUUGCGUGUGUGCUCAGAUGGUCCUAAGAAUGAUGCAAGAGAAAGGAGCUAAACUGAGUGUUGUUCUCCUCGACAUGUGUCGUGUGGCUGCACCACAAAUUCCUAUUACAGAUAUGUCUGAAGUAUAUGAGAAUCCUUAUCCUGCAAGAAGUUAUCCUGGUUUCCACAUCUUUGGAUUCUCAUGCUCGCCUGCAGAGAAAGCCUAUGAAGUAGCUGCUGGAAGUGGAGACAGUCUUGAGAGUCAGGAUCAGCUUGGUCUGGUUGGAAAGGACAACAGUAUCUUUGUGGCUGCUCUAAAAGAGCACUUACAAGCCGAGAGAGGAUCACUAAAAGACACUGUGCAGUCUCUUUUCAAUGCUACUGCAAAGAGUGUUCACAAGCACAAACCAGUUGGGGCUGAGAGCCAGUGGCAGAGACCAGAAAUAUCCAGUAACUUGGCGGAAGACUUGUCAUUAGAUGAUCCAAUUGAUCUGACACUCUUACCACAGCAGAAAGAUAAGAGAAGCAAGCUCUGGAAAGAAGCACACACCAUUCCUGAUACAACAGUUGUAUCUACUGCUUAUGGGCACUUGGCCUUGCGUCUUAAAUUCAGAGCUGAGCACACCAACGUCCUCAUUGUACAAGCUGACGUGCUCCAAGGCUGCCUAGUGGAAACUGAAGUGGAGAAGAUGGACAUGCAACUGAUACUACAAGAGAGACCAGUCCCUUGGAUUCUAGCUAGUGCUAUGCCUGAUGGCCCAUCGUCUCCUCACAUGGCUGUUCAAAAGAGUAUUGCCAAGAAAAACCUCCUCCAUUUCAAGAUACCUGACCUCCAAAAGAUAACAACAUCCGAAGUGACACUCCGUAUUAAUGCUAGUUAUCGCUGGAGGGACACUCACAGCGAAAAGUGCAACUGGCAGUUUCAAUCGGACGAGAUUAAUUACCGCAUGGCCCCUCCUCUGUAUGGCAAGAUCACUACACACGAAGAAGAGAUGCACAUUAAGCAGAUCCAGCAGCAGCCUCCUCUACCUCCCCCUCCUCAUUUCAUUACUUCUGGUCCACUCCUUCAUAAUUUCCCUAUGAAUCAUUAAUCUUGCACCCGCGGCCUUCUUUUGUGUUUGGAGAUUUUGAGACUAUGUAGUACUGUGUUUGUAUGCAAAGCAUUUUUCAUUUUAUUAUUAUUUGUAUUAUUGUUUUUGUUUUUCAAAAUCAUUUACUACGGUACUCGUUUUUACAACGACCAAAAAA
Messenger RNA from Amphimedon queenslandica, 2997 nucleotides. RefSeq names its product mucosa-associated lymphoid tissue lymphoma translocation protein 1-like. NCBI's taxonomy places the organism in Eukaryota, Metazoa, Porifera, Demospongiae, Haplosclerida, Niphatidae. The record is from RefSeq and is a predicted model, not a curated record. Gene Ontology annotation, biological process: proteolysis; signal transduction. The coding region runs from base 117 to 2840 and encodes 907 amino acids. Gene Ontology annotation, molecular function: cysteine-type endopeptidase activity; protein binding. The transcript is spliced from 17 exons.